This is a messenger RNA of Lampris incognitus (smalleye Pacific opah), 1098 nucleotides long. RefSeq names its product POU domain, class 3, transcription factor 4-like. Gene Ontology annotation, biological process: regulation of transcription by RNA polymerase II; brain development. Bases 1 to 1098 code for a protein of 365 amino acids. Gene Ontology annotation, cellular component: nucleus. Gene Ontology annotation, molecular function: DNA-binding transcription factor activity, RNA polymerase II-specific; RNA polymerase II cis-regulatory region sequence-specific DNA binding. The transcript has a single exon. The record is from RefSeq and is a predicted model, not a curated record. NCBI's taxonomy places the organism in Eukaryota, Metazoa, Chordata, Actinopteri, Lampriformes, Lampridae.
AUGGCCACAGCUGCCUCCAGCCCCUACACCCUGCUCAGCUCCAGCCCCAUGAUCCACCCGGACAGCCAGGCCAUGCAGCCUGCCAGCCCCUUCAGAGGCCACCAGAAACUCCUCCACAGUGACUACCUGCAGGGCGUACAGGCCAACGGUCACCCCAUAGGGCACCAGUGGGCCAGCAGCCUGUCGGAGGGCAGCCCUUGGUCGGCCUCCAUGGAUCAGCAGGACGUCAAGCCGGGCCGGGAGGACCUCCAGCUCGGCAUCAUCCAUCACCGCUCCCCGCAUGUAGCGCACCAUUCGCCCCAUCACAACAACCACGCUAACCACCCGGGAGCGUGGGGAACCCCGGUGUCCCACAACUCCUCCAUCACCGGGGGACAGCAAAUCAACAUCUACUCCCAGACGGGCUUCACCGUCAACGGCAUGCUGGACCACGGCGGACUCACGCCUCCGACCAACCCCCAGGGCCAAGGCAUGCAUCCCGGCCUCAGGGACACGCUCAGCCCCGAGCACAGCGACCUCGGCGGGCACCACUGCCACGACCACUCCGACGAGGAGACGCCGACGUCGGACGAGCUGGAGCACUUCGCCAAGCAGUUCAAACAGCGGAGGAUCAAGCUGGGCUUCACGCAGGCGGACGUGGGUCUGGCGCUGGGUACGUUGUACGGCAACGUCUUUUCCCAAACCACCAUCUGCAGGUUCGAGGCGCUCCAGCUGAGCUUUAAGAACAUGUGCAAACUAAAGCCGCUGCUGAACAAGUGGCUGGAGGAGGCGGACUCGUCCACGGGCAGCCCGAGCAGCAUCGACAAGAUAGCGGCUCAGGGGAGGAAGAGGAAGAAGAGGACGUCCAUCGAGGUCAGCGUCAAGGGGGUCCUGGAGACGCACUUCCUCAAGUGCCCCAAACCCUCCGCGCAGGAGAUCACGUCGCUUGCGGACUCGCUGCAGCUGGAGAAGGAGGUGGUGCGCGUGUGGUUCUGUAACCGGAGGCAGAAGGAGAAGCGCAUGACGCCGCCGGGGGAGACGCCGCCGCCGCCGCCGCACGACGGACCGUACUCACACAGCGGGAGCGCGGGAGACGCCUCCUCCUGCCACGAUCUCUGA